This is a messenger RNA of Ochlerotatus camptorhynchus, 3172 nucleotides long. It is a transcript of the gene spas, whose product is annotated as spastin. The transcript has 6 exons. Gene Ontology annotation, molecular function: ATP hydrolysis activity; ATP binding; microtubule severing ATPase activity. Bases 551 to 2911 code for a protein of 786 amino acids. The record is from RefSeq and is a predicted model, not a curated record. Gene Ontology annotation, cellular component: microtubule cytoskeleton. NCBI's taxonomy places the organism in Eukaryota, Metazoa, Arthropoda, Insecta, Diptera, Culicidae.
GUUCAGACAGUCGGGCACGUCGGUUGUUCGUCCGAUUUUCCGGAUUUUCCGCUGUUGUAGAUUUAGCCAGUACUAAUUUUCGUUCCCUGUUCCAUAGAAUAUCCUACGUUCUUGAGUUUUUCCUUGAUGUCAUCGAAAAAGUGCGAGGAAAAGCUGUAGUGAUUGUUGUGUGUUUGAUCUAUAUUUGUUUUCCAAAAUCAUACAAUGAAUGCAAACAGUUUGUAGGGAGUGGUUUGUAAUAAAAAUAAUCAUGUGGAAAUUCGUGUGAAUCUUCAGGAGAAGACUUGUGUGCACUCUGCAGGAUAAAAUUUCUAUCCUUACCUCACAAUUUGUCUGCUCCUGCUGGAGCUCUCGUUUACGGGGUUAGGGGUGCUCGUGUAUGUGUGGUAGUGUGUGUUUCUGCCCUUCGCUUGCAUCGGAUUUUUUUUUUUCUUGAGAUUCUGACAUAACAACAAAGAAUACCAAUAAAUUGGUUGAAGGAUUCCGGAGAAGGUGGGAAACAGGUUCCAUAUUCGCACUUUGGAUGCGAGAUCAAAUUGGUCACUGACUAAUGGUUCGUAAUAAAUACUCCCUGAAUAAUGCUGGCAAGUCGCCGAGUAAAAAGUCUCGGUCCAAUAGUAAGCAGCAUGACGCUAGUGACCACGAAGGUGGUGAAGGAAGUUCCGGAGCGACACUGCUAGAUGGCGGAGGUGGUGGACCGAACGGAGCCCCGCGAUGUGAUUCUGUUCAUAAGCAAAAUCUUUACAUUAUUUCGUUUCCAGUUAUUUUUGUGUUCAACGUUUUGCGUUCUCUGCUGUAUCAGUUGUUUAUAAUUUUUCGGUACAUUUAUAAUUUCACUACCAAAGUGGUUAACAAACCGGUGAGAAAAGAGUGCGGGCUUGAGAUUGUAAUCAACGAUCAGAACCAGCAACACAUCCAGAGUCGACAGCCCCUGGACCAACAACAUCAGCAGGAGCAGCAGCAGCAACAGUUACCGUACGAUAAUCAACAGCAAGCACAUCCUUUGCAGUAUUCCAGUAGUGGCGUCUUAGUGAACGUAGAAGGUCGCGAAAUGUCAGUGCAAAGAUCGGCCAGUGGAAGUCAGGUUGGUCCUGGCGACCCUCUACUAGCUAAGCAAAAGCAUCACCAUCGAAGAGCUUUUGAAUAUAUCUCUAAGGCAUUGAAGAUCGACGAGGAAAAUGAAGGUCAAAAGGAGCUUGCCAUCGAACUGUACAGGAAAGGCAUUUUAGAAUUGGAACGCGGAAUUGCAGUCGAAUGUUGGGGCGGACGAGGUGAAGUGUGGGAAAGAGCUCAACGAUUGCACGACAAAAUGCAAACAAAUCUGUCAAUGGCACGAGACAGGUUACAUUUCCUUGAAUGCAUGCUUGAAGCUAACAAAUUAGAAAUUACCGAAGCGCACAAACUUCAACGAUCCAACACUUUCACCCUAAGUGUCAACCAUCAUCCGACGGAUCAUAAGCACACUGCGACACCCGUUAUCAUAUCCAAGCCCGAAUCACAUCAUAAACGUACACAAUUUAAAGUUCCUUCUGCGAUCAGCAAGCCUCGGGCAGGACAGCAGGAGAAUCGAAUGGUUAUGCUCAACGAAAGUUCUACGUCCACCACGCCUGCAUAUCGGAAGAACGCUACAGCUGAGAUAGAAGCAUCCGGACGAAAAUUAACGGUUGGGUACAAACGUCCUGGCAAUCUGGGUGUGAUGAACAAGUCGCAAACACUACCCCGUAGCAUGGGCGGUACAAGAACUACCCCGACUGGUAGCAGUGGUGGCACCGUAGGAGGAGGAAAUGGAGUCGGAGGUGGAGCCACCGCAGGUGGUAUGCCGAAAAUUGUGCCAAAACCAGCAGCAACACCACCCGCCAUCCGGCGACAAUUUUCGAUUCCUGGAAGUUCACCUAUACGGAAACCAAGUAACGGUUACGGGAGGAGCGGUGGAGGUGGUAAGGAUACGCCUCCUCGUUCAAGAACACCUUCCAAUAAUCCAUCCAGCCAACAGCAGCAAAUUAAUGUAAAAGGUGUGGAACCGAAACUAGUUCAAAUAAUUAUGGAUGAAAUCGUAGAAGGUGGCGCUAGGGUAGAGUGGCAAGAUAUUGCUGGUCAAGAGGUGGCCAAGCAAGCUCUUCAGGAAAUGGUAAUCUUACCUUCUGUUCGACCGGAACUUUUUACCGGUCUACGAACUCCUGCCAAAGGGUUGCUACUGUUUGGUCCUCCUGGUAAUGGAAAAACUUUACUUGCAAGGGCAGUAGCAACAGAGUGUUCUGCAACCUUUUUCAGCAUAUCAGCCGCAACGCUAACUAGCAAAUAUGUAGGUGAUGGUGAAAAACUUGUCAGAGCGCUAUUUACAGUAGCAAGAGAAAUGCAACCGUCUAUAAUAUUUAUCGACGAAGUAGAUUCCCUGCUUUCUGAGCGUAGUAGUGGAGAACAUGAAGCCACUCGUCGGCUGAAGACCGAAUUUCUAGUCCAAUUUGAUGGCCUUCCGGCAAAUUCGGAAGUGGAUAAAAUUGUCGUGAUGGCAGCGACGAACCGACCACAAGAACUUGAUGAAGCUGCCUUACGACGGUUUCCCAAACGAGUGUACGUUACUCUUCCGGAUUUGAAUACCAGACAACUGUUGCUGCGAAGAUUGCUAGAAAAGCAAGGAAGUCCACUGGGUGAUGCAGAUUUGAAUCGCUUAGCAAUGUUGACUGAAGGCUACUCGGGAUCGGAUUUGACAUCGCUCGCGAAGGAUGCUGCACUGGAACCGAUCAGAGAGCUCAACGUAGAAGAAGUAAAGAACAUGGACCCAACGAAACUACGCAGCAUUCGGGAAAGUGAUUUCCAUAGCUCCUUAAAACGUAUUCGCCGCUCAGUAGCUCCGAGCAGCUUAGCAGCAUAUGAGAAGUGGUUGCAUGAUUUCGGCGAUGUGACUCUGUAAGCAGAAAGGGCUGGCUGGAACAGCCUGACAUCAUCGAAAAACCCUCUUCUAGUUGUACCUUUAGUUUUAACUAUAAUAAUACGAUAAUACCAGUUAUUUGCUGCAAAUAGACAGUACAAGGAGUUGAUACAAUUACUCAAGUGUGCUUUGGCAUCAGCGACAGUUGGAAAUAAUUUAAAUGUGAUUAAUUGUAGUAGGUAACACAAAUGACUAGUUUAUUUAUAUGUCGAUAAUACAAUUAAGCAGUGGCUACAUAACGAA